CCUGAGCGCGGUGACUGGCGGCGGCACUGGCGGCAGCUGGAGGCGUAAUAGUGCGGGUCGCGGGCUUGGAGAACUUCAGAGGCGGCGGUGGCGCCGGCGACGACGAGGACAGCAGGAGCGGGCCCUGGGCUUGUCGCUCACCAUGCCAACCGUAGAAGAGCUUUAUCGCAACUAUGGCAUCUUAGCCGACGCUACGGAGCAAGUUGGCCAGCAUAAAGAUGCCUACCAGGUGAUACUAGAUGGUGUGAAAGGUGGUACAAAGGAAAAAAGAUUAGCAGCUCAGUUUAUUCCGAAAUUCUUUAAGCAUUUUCCAGAAUUGGCUGAUUCUGCUAUCAAUGCACAGUUAGACCUCUGUGAGGAUGAAGACGUAUCAAUUCGACGGCAGGCAAUUAAAGAGCUGCCUCAGUUUGCCACUGGAGAAAAUCUUCCCAGAGUGGCAGAUAUACUAACCCAACUUCUGCAGACAGAUGAUUCUGCGGAAUUUAAUUUAGUGAACAAUGCCCUGUUAAGUAUAUUUAAGAUGGAUGCAAAAGGGACUUUAGGUGGCUUGUUUAGCCAAAUACUUCAGGGAGAGGACAUUGUUAGAGAACGAGCAAUCAAAUUCCUCUCCACAAAACUUAAGACUUUACCAGAUGAGGUCUUAACAAAGGAAGUAGAGGAACUUAUACUAACUGAGUCCAAAAAGGUCCUAGAAGAUGUUACCGGUGAGGAAUUUGUCCUGUUCAUGAAGAUACUGUCCGGGUUAAAAAGCUUACAGACAGUGAGUGGAAGGCAGCAGCUCGUAGAGUUGGUGGCUGAGCAGGCCGACCUGGAACAGACCUUCAAUCCCUCGGAUCCUGACUGCGUGGACCGCCUCUUGCAGUGCACUCGGCAGGCUGUCCCCCUCUUUUCGAAAAAUGUGCAUUCCACACGGUUUGUGACUUAUUUCUGUGAGCAGGUUCUCCCUAACCUCAGUUCCUUGACUACUCCCGUGGAGGGGCUUGAUAUACAGUUGGAGGUAUUAAAACUAUUGGCAGAGAUGAGUUCAUUUUGUGGUGACAUGGAAAAGCUAGAAACAAAUUUAAGGAAACUGUUUGACAAGUUAUUGGAGUACAUGCCUCUCCCUCCGGAAGAAGCAGAAAACGGGGAGAAUGCCGGUAGUGAAGAACCCAAGCUACAGUUCAGUUACGUGGAGUGUUUGUUGUACAGCUUCCACCAGUUGGGCCGAAAACUUCCAGAUUUCUUAACAGCCAAACUGAAUGCAGAAAAGCUCAAAGAUUUCAAAAUUAGGCUGCAGUACUUUGCCCGGGGUCUGCAGGUUUACAUCAGACAACUUCGCUUGGCUCUGCAGGGUAAAACAGGCGAGGCCUUAAAAACAGAAGAGAACAAGAUUAAAGUUGUUGCAUUGAAAAUAACAAAUAAUAUCAACGUUUUAAUCAAGGAUCUCUUCCACAUUCCUCCUUCUUAUAAAAGCACAGUAACAUUAUCCUGGAAACCUGUUCAGAAGGUUGAAAUUGGGCAAAAGAGAGCCAAUGAAGAUACAACUUCUGGUUCACCACCCAAGAAAUCUCCAGCAGGACCAAAAAGGGAUGCCAGGCAGAUUUAUAAUCCUCCUAGUGGGAAAUAUAGCAGCAAUUUGAGCAACUUUAAUUAUGAGCAGAGAGGAGCCUUCAGGGGAAGUAGAGGUGGCCGAGGUUGGGGAGCACGAGGAAAUCGUAGUCGGGGAAGACUCUACUGAAUAAGACAUCACAUUCUUCAGCAUUGUCAUGAGCUUAAUAUACUUAAAUUCUACUACUCAUUGGAUUGCCGGGGAUGUCCCUUUAAAAGGACUGCUGCCUUCAGCUAAAAACUUAAUGUUCUUUAUACCUUUGUAUGUAUGAUCUACUUUUGUAACAGACCAUGGUUGUGUCCAAGGUAAAAACCACAGUGAUAUUUUUGGAUGCUUUGUUCACAAUCUUGACUUGUUUUUGCAAUAUCAUCAUUAUUCAAACUUCAUGUUGUGAAUCUUUUAACAUCUUGAUAAUUUGUUUUUGAAAGCUAUUCAAGUCUAAAACGUAAUGAAAUUCAGUCCAUUUUUGGUAUCUGGUAAAGAUGAUCAGUUGAAAGUUUACGGAUUUCCUCUACCCUCUGUCGUGUUUUUUUUUUCUUUCUCUUUUGUCCUAUAUAUGGAGAAGAGUAAUGGUCAAUCUUAACAUUUUAUUCUCAUUGUUUUUUAAAUAAAGCUGCUAGGCAUUUCCUACCUAGUGUUAUAAAAGCAAAAUACUUAUCAGCUUCCUAAAAUGUAGAUGACAUUACAUUUUUAGGAGGCAGUAAGUUACUUUGUACUGCUUACUUAACUCUUCUCCAUAUGUUGCGAUAAACUUUUGACUAUGGGAUCUUACUACUUACAUAGAAAUGUGUAUGUAUAAUAUACAUACAUAAACAUAUAUGUGUGUGUGUGUAUGUGUGUAUAUAUAUAUAUACACGCAUGCUGUGAAACUUGACUACACAACAUACAUCAUUUUCUAAAAUUCCUGGAACGGGUAGUCUUUGACACGGUGAUGAUCCUUUUAAGACUGAAUCCAUUAUUAACUUGUUACCUAGGUUUUCCUCCCAGUAGUGAGGGAUUUUGAGUCAGUUGCACUUACAUGAUUAUUGUUAUUUAAAACUAAAAAUAAAGGCUGCAUUUUCAAAGAUAAAUUCGGAGAUCCCUGCUGGAGAAAUACAGCCAAAAUAUUGAAUCGGAUGUACAUAUAGGUUUCUACAGGAUGAGAUAGCAUAAUUUAGAAUUUGGGGAUUUAAUAACCAGGGCAACCCAGGAAAAGUGACUUGAAAACACGGUGUACCAAUAAGUAAGGGAUGCUCUCUCGGUUUGCUUUUGCCACUUUCAAGAUUUUAACUUCUCAGGUUAUUAAUCAAAAUUAUUGUAUAAGUUAGCUAGUAGAAUCUUUAGGUUAAAACAACAGACGGGGGGGUUGUGGAGUGUUUAAUGUCAUGGGCAUUUUUAGUAGCAUAGGCCCUUUGCUCUGCUUUUGAAUGUUCCAUAUAUUUUUGUUCCAGUUAAUCUUCCUUCCCCCAAGUUUGCUAUUCAGAUUCAAUGCCUGAAUGACAUUUUCUAGUAGUUUGACAUAUUUUUGAGGAAUAGUUUGCGAUUCCAGUGCAGGUGUCUUCAUUACUCUUACCUCUACAUUGGGGACAAAGCAAAACCCCUUUGUUAGAAUUACUUACUGCACGUGUUUAUGGGAAAAAUAUUUUUUUUAAAGACUAGAAUGAUACAAGUGAGCAAAAGAAGUUGGUCAGCUUGACUAUGGAGUGGUGGCAAUAAUCUCUAAAACAUUCCAAAAGACUGAGCUGAACCUAAGCUCCCUUGGAAUCUGGACAAACAUAGGAACAUGGAAUUGCCAUUUGAAAACUGUGACCAGAUAGUCUGGACCUCAGAGGCAUCAGCCAGUGGCCAAAAGCCAUUUCAAGUACAGAAACUAUUGGGACUACAGUUAUAUAAAUUUCAACAUUAAAUGUAACUUUUCGUUUUUCCAUUUUAAAGCCUAUUUGUAAACUCAAAGUUGAGCAGAAGUGACUUUACUUUCUCAAGUUUGAUACUGAGUUGACUAUGUUCCUUCCUUCACCACCUCAUUGUUCCCCUUACCUUUCCUAAGGCAACACUGCACAACUUAGGUUAUUUUUCCUUCAGAAAUUUGAAUGAAAAACUUCAUGCCAUGAUUUUUUUUCUUUUGCAAGACACCUGUUAUUACCUUGUUCAAAUGUAAAUGUUCCCUUAUGCUUUUGAAUAAAUUUCCUUUUGUAAUUUUG
This is a messenger RNA of Suricata suricatta (meerkat), 3768 nucleotides long. It is a transcript of the gene API5, whose product is annotated as apoptosis inhibitor 5. Gene Ontology annotation, molecular function: RNA binding. Lineage: Eukaryota; Metazoa; Chordata; Mammalia; Carnivora; Herpestidae. The record is from RefSeq and is a predicted model, not a curated record. The transcript is spliced from 14 exons. Gene Ontology annotation, biological process: negative regulation of apoptotic process. The coding region runs from base 143 to 1717 and encodes 524 amino acids. Gene Ontology annotation, cellular component: nucleus.